Molecule: messenger RNA, 630 nt
Organism: Sphaeramia orbicularis (orbiculate cardinalfish)
Lineage: Eukaryota; Metazoa; Chordata; Actinopteri; Kurtiformes; Apogonidae
Gene: spi2
Product: Spi-2 proto-oncogene
Exons: 4
Coding region: 1-630 (209 amino acids)
Biological process (GO): cell differentiation; regulation of transcription by RNA polymerase II
Cellular component (GO): nucleus
Molecular function (GO): sequence-specific DNA binding; DNA-binding transcription factor activity, RNA polymerase II-specific
Source: RefSeq, a predicted model, not a curated record
AUGAUUUUUCUCAACCAGAAUUCUUUUCAGGACACACAGACAGAUUUGGAGGUGAUUUUAGAAUUCCUAGAGGAGUACUACCGGGAAAAUACUGGAGAAAAUGCGGACAAGGUGUACUGGACUUCAGGUGUGCCUUCGAAUGAAGCCUCAUAUGAGCAACACUGGACGUGCUAUGAGUCACCUAACAUCAAACCUCCACUUCAGCCCUUGUCAUUACAUGAUGUCUCUGCACACACAGGGACAUUGUCUGAGUGUGGGUCACUGCCAAACUCUGAAUCAACAGUACAAUUAACUAAACACCAGGCCACAGCAGCGGGGAGUGGUAGAAAGGUGCGUCUGUUUCACUUUCUCUUUGAGAUGUUGGAAGACCCUGCUAUGGCCCACUGUGUGUCCUGGGUCCCAACAUCCACUGGGGUUUUUCGCUUCUCCUCCAGGAAUAAGGACCAGGUGGCAGCGCUGUGGGGACAGAGAAAGGGCAAUAAGAGGCCCAUGACUUACCAGAAGAUGUCCCGGGCACUCAGGAACUAUGCCAGAUCUGGAGAGAUCUUCAAGGUGAAGAAGAAGCUCACCUACCGGUUUAGCCAAAACACUCUGAUGCUUCUACAGAAGUGUAGCCGCAAAGAUUUGUAA